This is a messenger RNA of Aspergillus heteromorphus CBS 117.55, 4218 nucleotides long. RefSeq lists its product as uncharacterized. Lineage: Eukaryota; Fungi; Ascomycota; Eurotiomycetes; Eurotiales; Aspergillaceae. The transcript has 6 exons. The record is from RefSeq and is a predicted model, not a curated record. Bases 325 to 3756 code for a protein of 1143 amino acids.
CGAUCCAAGGGACUCCCAUCCCGCCGGCCGCCGCCUGCCUGUCUUACCGAGCCCCCCGCUAUCCUAGGCUUUGAUCUUGCGUGGACUGCUAGUAUCCCCGACUGGCUUUACCGCACCACACUACGUAUUCGUUCAAAGCUCCGUCUCGAGGAGCCCCUGUCGAUCCUCCACCUGCGCACAAACAUCUACGAGAUCUAUUAGGCGGGGAAUACACACGGACGGGCAUCGGCCUAUCUUUGCGCAACCUUAUCUUGUGCAGCUUGCAAUGCUAUAUAGCAGAUCACGUCGGAUUGAGAAACCAAAUCUACUUUGAAAUUGGCAGUCAUGUCUACAGAGGAUCCUUUCGCCUUCAUUGCUAGCGAGCCCGCUGGCGAGCAGAAACAGGCGCCUAAGAAGCCACACUGGAGGGAGAAACUGUUCUCGAAAGAGAAGAGGAGUAAGGGAUCGACAGCUACAGACCAGCAGAUCGAGGCGUUCCUCGGGCCUACUCGUUCUAAAUCCGUAACCUACGGAGGGAGCGUGAAUUCGCCUCCUCGUCUGGACCCCGGUCAUCGAUGGCCAUCUGCCCAGGAUGUCAUCAAUGCGCAUGCGCCCCCUCCUGUGGACUUUACGAAGCCUCCCUUCAAGAGCCGUCGGAAAGGGUUGAAAGUGAAGUUCUCUAAUCGGACACCCGACGUAAUCGGAGAAGGGGGUGAUGAUCUCGAGACGCCGACGAUGGAAAUCUCGUUAUGUCGCAAUCGCGCGCAAAGCCAGGGCUCGGAUGAGCGGGUUGAUCUUACUCACGCCGAGCCUAAGCUUCCUCAGCUGCACCUCAAUACGUCAUUUGGUGAUAACAAUGGACACUCGUCUCGGGGAAGCCGGCAGCAGAGUAACGCGCAAAAAGGAAUGAAUGCAGAAGACUGGAAGCCGCUACUUUUACAAAGCUCCCAGGAUGCUGACUUCCUCAUGACGCUGAAUUUAGGUGAUAAGGGCUCCCGCCUGUCAUUCCGUGCCUCUCCCGAGUCUAAUUCAUUCGCUCAACGAAUCCGGGACAGGAUGCAAGCCGAGGAGGGCCGUGCUUUGCACCAUCGGAUGCAGGACCCUCCGUCUCCUGCUGAUGACAUGGGCGCUGAAACUCCCGUGGAGAAAGUUCCCGAUAGCCCCAGCUCGAUGUAUGAGACGCCUCCGAUUUCCGAAACAGAUUCAAUUCCGCCAGAAAAUCCAUUUCGAGGGCCCCCGCUGCCUCAAAUCAGACGCAGUCCCGAGCCAGAAACCCCCGUCAUUCCGCCGGUUCUCUCGCCUGGUGGAUAUAGCCAGAGCCUUUCUCCACCAAAAGGCCUGCCUAUCAUCAAUGGUCCUCAGCCUGACGGUUCUAGCCGUCCGUCUAGUAGGGAGAGCCGCGACACAUCCCGGAGUCCUAACCCCCCGCCUACUAGGGACGCCUGUGGUCCCCCCAAAAUAUCAUUGCGGUCUAUUGCCAAUCAAAUUGGGAACACUGCGUUUGCAGAUUUGAAAGUGUACCUGACACAAUUCAGAGACCAAAUUCAAGCGUCGGCUGAAAGUGUGGAUCCAGUGGGCAUCUCCCUUGCCGAGUGGACGAGGGUUGCGGUGUGGUGGUUCCUGCGUGGAAAGAAACGGCUUGAGGCGUACGCACGGUCUCGUCCUCCCAGCUCCGAGGCGCGGUCACCUCAACAAAGUUCCACAGAAAACGCAAAACAAGCUAUAGUUGAUCUGGGCAAAGCACUGUGGAUCAACGAACAGAUUGUCCCCAAACAUGAUGAGGUUACUCGCUAUGGAGCAAUGGGUACGGAUGCAGUGCUUGCAGUAGCAAGUACGACUGGCAACACGCAAUUAGCCGAUCUGCUUAGCCUACAUCAGACUAUCAUGAACAUUUUACGGUCCCUAGCUAUGUCUAUAAAGCGGAACAGCAUUCUGAUGACCAUCUCCUCCCAAGGCGAUUCGCCAAUUCCGGUUGAUAUCAGUGUAUGGGUGCAAUAUCCAGCUUUCGCUGCAGAUGUCGCUGCGGUCCUCUCCGGUGCAUCAACGAGGUCGCUUUUCGCAGACAAGUCCGGGAAAGGCCACACGUUCGUGCAAAUGAUGCCGCUAAGCGAUACGAAUCGCUACUUUAGUUACGGAAGCAUGUUUGUGGACGUUCUUAUCAGCUCCCCUGAAGAUGACGCGGAGCAAAUCCCGAUACCUUGCGCCUUGUCCAUAGUUCGUGAUCGUGCAGACUGGUAUGUCUUCGCAGCCAUCUCGAGCCAAAGUGAAUUGGUCAAUGUCGUGAUCCAGUCGGAUAGGAAAAAGGGUCCAACAUGGGAGAGCGUGGAAUGGCAAAUCCGGUCGCACUCUAUGCGGGUCCAAAUGCCGCGUGGCUUCGAACUGGAGGUCACGUUCCAAGAGGAGGACUUCAAGAACAUCUGGAACAUUGUUCAGUAUACCCGCAAGACCGAAGCUGGUCUUCAGCCUGAGUCGGGUGAAACAGUAGUCUAUGAAACUACUUUGAAGUCAUUUCACUACAUGGAUCCCAGCGCCUCCAAGGCAUUUCCUGCCGACCCUGUUGAACGGUGUCGUCUUCGGCUGUUUGAGAGGUCAAAGACCAUGACCGAGGGUGCUGGCACUAGAAGCCAGCACCAGGGCUUCCGUCUGGCGGUGCUGACGAGUCCCGCAGUCAAAACCCUCAGCAGCGUACGUCACAUUAUUGGGCAUGGAGCGCCAAUUGUUUUCGGUCUGCUACGGGGUGAAGACGGCGCACCGGCGCUUCUACUAAAGGUCAAGGAGGAUGGAAAACCUCGCUCGAUGCUGAUGACAUUUCACGAUCCCGAGGAGCGCACUACCAUCCAUUCUCUGCUUCUAGGAAUCUUGCCUACGUCGAGAGAAGUCAAAUCCCCUGGAAUCCCCAUCCGGGCCUACACCAUUGAACAGCCAGCGGAUCGUGUGAAUGGGGUACCAGCCAAGGAGCAUCUUCUCUUCCCCGCCGGGACUGUCUCGAUUAUUGACCAGGAGCACACACGUGUCGAUCAUGGCUAUGGCCAGACUGUUCUAUCUGAUCACCUGCGGGCUUUCAUUGCAACGGAAUGGGGCUCUGUUACGGACCGAAUCAACCUAGGACCCGGUGACUUGAAGCUAGGCCUUGAGAUCAACAAUCGGACCGGACUUAGUCUGUAUCGACCUGGGCAGAAAGAUCUUACGGUCUCCGUGGCUGAGAAUCUGGUCCUCCCGGAGAUGCCUGAUAAAUUAUCAGAAUUCUUGCAAACAGCCAUGGUGAAGCCUAUGAUCCGACGUUUCGACUUUGCAACAGUACAAGAUCUUCAUAUGUUCCAACGUGCUGUCACGGGAUUCAAGGUACUCUUCGACAGUGUUGCUUCUUCUUUUUCGAUUUCUCGCCGCCGUAUGGUGGUCCCGAUCACCAAGAAGUGGGAGUCGAGUCUGGCCAGAAUCCAGGUCAUCAAGCGCGAGAGAGUGGUCCAGCUCGUGGCAUUCUUGAACGACUUCCACCACGGACGGUGUUUGAACUUCGUCCUCAAAGGGACCGACACCCUGGAGAGUUUCGGUAAAUCCGGCAAGUUUGGGGUCCGGAUUGUGGACGCCAAGUUCGCCCUGCCCAAGACGGACGAUGAUCCUUCGUCGCAGUUCGUGUCCCUGGACACGCCGGAGUAUCCGAUGGAGCACGACGACAUCUCCAUUGCCUUCGACUCCGAGGCAGAUCGGACUAAGUUCCAAGCCUCCGUGCCAGGAUCCGUCCGUGAGCCGUCGAGGAUGAGCUCACUCCGCCGGUAAACCGCAUCAGCAAGUCGAUAAAGAGGCACCGAGUCUUCCUUUGGCCCCAUCCUUCUGUCCUCGCCCAUCUCAUCCGAACAUCACGCAAUCCUCGGUCCGCGUCACGUGCCACGAGCUGCCGUCCUUCCUUCCUUUCCCCACUCGGCUGUCUCCAGCCUCCGACCUUCCCGCAACUCCCCUCCUGUCCAUUGCCCAUUACCGCCAUGGCACCCGCCAAUCGAGAGAUGGGCACCUCCACGCGUGCUUUGCAUGCCGACGACGCAUUGAAUCUCGUGGCGGAUGUGGCUCCUCCGCUUCACGUGGCCACGACUUUCCGGUAUUCCGACAACCCCGAUGAUCUGGUGCCUCUGGCCGAUAUUACCAACGUAUGUUCCCGUCAUUGGGCUUUGAACUUGGUGGUUGAUGCUGACUGCGAUGCGAUGUGCAGAGUGACCCAAACAAGACGAAACACAUCUACUCUCG